This is a messenger RNA of Aspergillus niger, 546 nucleotides long. RefSeq lists its product as hypothetical. The coding region runs from base 1 to 546 and encodes 181 amino acids. The transcript is spliced from 2 exons. NCBI's taxonomy places the organism in Eukaryota, Fungi, Ascomycota, Eurotiomycetes, Eurotiales, Aspergillaceae. The record is from RefSeq and is a predicted model, not a curated record.
AUGUCCUCGACGCUGACACUAGCGGCGGGGCGGGACCUGUCCACCAUCGGGCUGUCCGCCUGGCCCGGACGACCCCCGAGCCCUCGAGUGAUCCAGUCCUCCCUCCAUCGCGUAGAUGGGGACACUCAUGGGCCACCAUCAGGCACAUGGCCGGCCACCGACCAUGCCUCUUACACGAGACAGCCCAAUUUAAGGUUGCUGUCCUCUUGCGGACACGGUGGACUUGAGCAGCCGUGUUGGCCAGCCCUCUGGAGGUUCCGGGGGCCAGCCAACGGCCAGCCCGCGGACAAAGCUUCGUCGGAACAGCUCUCCACCCUCAUCUCGCAAAAUGGAGAAUUGGCCGCAGGCAGCAGAAGACAGUCGAGGGGGAAACCCGAAGCAGAGGAUGAAGCUCUCCAUCCCCUCCCCCAGUUGUGCCUGUCCGCUCGACAUGCUUCCUCUGAGUUGGGCCAGAUCACUCGUUGGCCAGAACUAUCCGAUCCUGCAGCUGCAGUGCAUGAUGAUGCAGUAGUCGGUUCACAGCCUCGUCCUGGCGCGUCGUAUUAA